Rhipicephalus microplus (southern cattle tick) is the source of this 552-nucleotide messenger RNA. RefSeq lists its product as uncharacterized. Lineage: Eukaryota; Metazoa; Arthropoda; Arachnida; Ixodida; Ixodidae. The record is from RefSeq and is a predicted model, not a curated record.
UCCAGAAAAUACAUUCAUUGGAGAAUGCUCUUGCCACAUAUUCCGCAAUAGAUUUUUAGCCAAAUGUGGACAUUAGGUAUCGUGUGCAUGAUGACUUUAAUUCAUGCUACUGACAGCGUUACUCUUCAAGACCUUAAGAACUUUCUGAAUACAGAUGAGAAAGUAUGGACUCGCUACAGAAGCUUUGACUUGGGCCCGAAGGAACACAAGCUUAAGUGCAUAUACGCAGAUAUCAGACGAAAAGAUCAUCGCUGCUACGUGUACGCACAGCACUACGAAGUUCAAGGUCAGUGGUAUAGCCAGUUGUUUGAUGCAGAAGUCCGUCAAAGCCGAAGUAUGCCUCCUGUGCUGCGAAUAAAAAGCAGAGACGGGAAGUCUAUGUGUGAGAUGCAAAACUGGGAUGAUCACGUUUGGCGAAACGUUCCCUCGUGUCAGAUGGCAUAUCAAAAGUAUUGUCCUGGAAGGCAAUUCCCCAUUUACACCCGUCAGUGCUCACCACCCCGUCAUCAGGAGUUCAAUUCAAAAGCAAAUUUUACACAGUGGCUUUAUUAA